This is a messenger RNA of Cladocopium goreaui, 1222 nucleotides long. The record is from the annotation of a GenBank genome assembly. Lineage: Eukaryota; Dinophyceae; Suessiales; Symbiodiniaceae.
AUGCCAGUGUUGGGCGCGGCGAAGCUGAAGGCCUUCCUCGCGAGGGCAGAGGCAAAACCCAAGCCGUGGCAGGAGGAGGCGCUGAUCAAAACGGAUUCGCAGUGGGAUGGGAGACGUGUCUUCUUAUACGACCAUGCACGUGGCAGCGGCAAGACACGACUCAUGGCGAUGAUGGCCUUGAUGUGGAUGAAGCAGAAGGGGAUCCGCUGCGUGUUGGUUGUGGUGGACAGGUGUGACCUAGCCACCCAGGCCAAACAGGAGUUCGCCGACUUCUUCGCCAAGUGCUACAAGAUCCCGGUGGCCAAGCAGAAGACCGAGCAGGUGCCAGAAGUUCUGCAGGUGAGCGCGGCUUCGGAGCUUCAACAGCACUUUGACAAGUUGACGGAAGACUCCCUGGCUCGGUGUGUACUGGUUGUGACCCUGCAGAGCUUCCCACACUUGCAGACGACUUUGCCACCAGCGCUGCAGGAGAAAACUUUGGUUGUGGCUGAUGAGGUCCAUCGCUCCCACGCGGACCGCGCCUUUUCGGAAGAGCUCCAGAAGGCCAUCGGUGCGGUGCCGCGGCUGCUUCUGUUCACGGGGACAGCCUCGGACCGACGCCUGCGGCUCUUUGGGGUGAGAGAGGGAGACUUCUUCGUCCCAUUCCAUGCAGUUUCCGAGGAAGAAGUGGCCAAAAGGGGCAUGAUUUUCCAGCUGUCGCACUACAAGCGCGAGUUCAAGCAGAUCGUGUGCGACACCACGAACCUGGAGAAAGUCGCUCGCGAGCAGCAACUCGAGCCCCGGCUGUUGCAAUCCAUGAAGGCUUUGAGCAAUGGCACGCCGGCGGCCAUCCGAUUGAAAGCUGCGGUUCUUUGGAAGGAAUUCCAGGACACCAGAAGCUCUCUUUCAUACCGACCUCAGAUGGUGGUGGUGGCGGAAUCAAGGGACAUGGUGUUGUCCUACGCAGAAGCGUUUAAGAGUCUGGCCGCGCAGCAUGAACCUGGAAAGGUCGCAGUUUAUGGGGCGUUCUCAGGAAAACUGCAGCAUGGUGACAGAUCAGUGGAUGAGGCCGCGUACAAUUUGCCCUUGCAAGGGAUGUUGAACACCCAGGACUUGCACAAGAAGAGCGAUAUCUUAGUGAUAUGUGACCGGUUCGAAACUGGCUACGACAACACUGCAGUGACGUUGUUGGGCAUUGACCGAAGGAUGUUCGGUGGCGAAAUUUGUUUGGGGUCGAAAUGAG